This is a messenger RNA of Hydra vulgaris (swiftwater hydra), 1692 nucleotides long. Its product is annotated as major facilitator superfamily domain-containing protein 8. Gene Ontology annotation, molecular function: transmembrane transporter activity. The record is from RefSeq and is a predicted model, not a curated record. Gene Ontology annotation, biological process: transmembrane transport. Lineage: Eukaryota; Metazoa; Cnidaria; Hydrozoa; Anthoathecata; Hydridae.
GAAAAUUUUAUUGCGCAAGAAAAGUAUAUCAAACACGAUUGUUAAGAAAGGAAGUCGUUUAAUAGUUACUAUGAGUCUAACUUGUUGCUAACUGAUAUACCACUGAGAUGAAACCAUUUGUACAAAAUUUUACUAAAAAACAAAAUGAUUGUUGAAGUUAUUAGUAAUUUGUAUGGUCGUUGAAGUUAUAAAGACCAUGAAUCUAAACACGCGACAUCAUGAAAAGUGGUUAAAAAAGAGAAAACUCACUUUUAUUGCGUUUUCAAUUCAACUUAUUAUCAUCGGAAUGGAAUACAGUCUUACAAUUUUAACAUUAUGGUCAUACAUCAAAAAAAUGAUAACUACAGACACACCAAAACUAUAUUAUGGAGUUGUAUCUGUAUCUUAUAUGGUGGCUUCUUCUGUACUGACGCCGGUAAUCGGUAGAUUCGUCGAUAAAAAAAGAAACGUCAAUCAUUGUUUUUUAAUUUGUAAUAUGCUAAUGUUAAGUGGAAAUGUACUCUACAGUUUACCAUUUUCUCCUUUCUUUUUAGUGGGAGGAAGAGUGAUAGCAGGUUUUGGCGGAGCGUUAGAAUCCGUAAUUUUUAGCGAAGCAAUUCGUAGUUACCCAGCCUCUGAAACAAGUUCAAAACUAUCAAUUUUAUCAAUCAUGUACAAUUUAGGAUUUAUGCUAGGCCCAGGAAUAAACAUCUUUUUUAAAGACAUUAGUUUUUUUAUAGGAAACUGGCAUAUACGGGAUGUAAAUUUUCCUGGGCUUUUUAUGGGUUUUGUAUGCAUCGCUAUGGAAAUUCUUACAAUUACAAUGGUAUAUGAUGUAUCAAAAGAAUUUGACUACAAAGCUUUUGCGGAGAAUACUGCAAUAGCUGGUACAGACGACGAAGUUUAUACUGAUUGUGACAUAAAAGACAAUGAGAAACUACCUUUAGUACAAUAUAAAUAUCCUAACGAAAUAAAGACAAAAACUUUAUCCAUAAAUUCAAACAAAUUUACAAUAAUCAAAAUUUUAAAAGUUUUGUUUUUGCGUUUUGAUUCAGCACUUGUAAUGUUUUCUAACUUUUUCCUAUCGUUUUUUAUUAUUAACACAGACACAUGGCUGCCUUUGUUAGUUUUUGAAAAAUUGCAUCUUUCCAUGAUAGAAUUAAACAUCUGUUUUUUGGGGGCCAGCAGUUUCAGCGGUUUUAGUUUGUUACUGUUUAUUUGGAGGCCGUUUUCUGACAAAAAAAUGAUUUUGGUAUUAUUAAUCAGCUUAGGUGGAUUCUGCACCGUCGGCACAAGUUUUAUCAUUCUUUCGAACUAUUCUAACUUUAAAGUAUUAAAUCUUAUCUUAUGCCUUGUAUAUAUAUUUAGCUUUGGAGGAGCUCCAAUAAUAAUUGAUGUUUUUUUUGUAAGCACUUUAGCUAAAAUGGUAAACUCAAGUAAUCUUACAUUUGUCGAUAGUAUUCGAUACUCAAUGUGCACCGCUGGAGCAUUUCUAGCGUUUAUUUGCUCCCCAUUCACGUUUGAUUACGUUGAAGUAUUUGGAACCUUAUAUGCUGCUGUUAUGAUAACAAUUGGAAUCCUCUUCGUUGUCAGAAAAAAUAACUUUAUAAAUGUUAAAUUGCUGUUUUAAUAAACAGUUGUUAUGAUAAGCUGUUUCUAUGAUAAGCUAGUGAAAUGUAGCAUUUUCAAAUUACGUUGUAUGAAAUAUGAUAA